This is a messenger RNA of Pseudocercospora fijiensis CIRAD86, 770 nucleotides long. RefSeq lists its product as uncharacterized. The record is from RefSeq and is a predicted model, not a curated record. Lineage: Eukaryota; Fungi; Ascomycota; Dothideomycetes; Mycosphaerellales; Mycosphaerellaceae. The coding region runs from base 232 to 459 and encodes 75 amino acids. The transcript has a single exon.
CAAGACCGACAAGGAACUUUGGAUUUCUUUGUAUCAAGAACAUGGCAAAACGCCUGAGAUUCCGGCAACACAUGGUAUGUGUCUCCUCUCCCGAGAUGCGAAUCUCGCUGACUGUUCGCAGCCAGCUACGAGAAUCGCUUCAGCUCCUCGCAGGCGACUGUCCUUGCGGAAGUGAACUUCGGUCCAGAAUGGAGCUACAAAUACCAAGAUUUGGACUUCCCGCGCGAGAAGAUGGUUCAAUUGAAGCAGUGGUCCGACCUCGUAUUCAAUGGAUUCACGGAGACCAUUAAGAAGUUGGGCAAUCAAGCUUUCAACAUUAACCAUGUCUUCCAGCACAAUGUCAUCGAUGACGGCGUUCUUGCAGUUCUGAAAUCGGUGAUCGAAUCGGAUAGCCUUGAUCGCGAGACUAAUAGAGUAAGUGCAGCGUUCGCAGGAAUGGUCUCCAAGGAGCAGUGCUAACAGUAGCAGUGGCCGGGAUACCAGUUCGACAUUUCGACACGGCAAGCUAGAGCUGUGCUGUCCGUUGCAAAUGCAAAAGGUGUUUGGUGGAUGCUUUGUUCGCACAAGAAAGAACUUGGUGAGAACGCAACAUCUUCAUAUUAUGAUCUUCGGCUGACAUCUCCUGUUUGAUUAGGCGUAAAGACCAUUGACCAGAUCAAUAUUUUUGAGUGCUCCAAGGCGGGAUCGGGAAACAGAGUGGAAUGGUGUAUAUAUUUUCAUGUGAUCGAUGUCGAGAAGGAGCCAGAAUCUGAGGGAGACGAAGGUGAUGG